AUGAAUCUGAUGAUGGAGAAAAACGCCUGCAACUUGAUGGUUCCCAGCUUUGCUCGAGGCCUCAGUAUUUUGCUGGUGGAUCAUGAUACAACUUCUCUCAUGUAUCUAGCUUUAAUGCUUGAACAAUAUUCGUACAAGGUUAGCACCACUGAGCUUGCAACUGUUGCUUUGUCAAUGAUUCAAGAAAAUCAAAAUCGAUUCCAGCUGGUCAUUGCUAAUGUUAAUAUACCUGAUAUGGCUUGUUAUCAGUUCCUCCGAGUACUGAUUAAGAUGGAAAUCCCUGUCAUUUUGAUGGCCUCCCAGAGAAGUUUGAGUGCUACUACGAAAGCCCUGGCUGAAGGAGCAUCAUUUUUUCUUGAAAAACCUAUCUCUCUGGAUGAUUUAAAGUACAUUUGGCAACAUGUUUAUAAGUUGAGAAAAAAUACCUUAGAGGUCCAACUUCGAAAAAGAAAUCGAGAAAUAUAUGAGAGUGAUAAUAUGACUCAAGGUAUAUCGAUCGGAGAGGCAAAUGACUUGCAAUAUAGCACUGAUUAUCGACCUAUUAAUGCUGCUCCGAGAGAGAAGAAUAAGCAAGCCAAGGAAGUAGAUUUUUUAGCUGGUGAAAAUAGUACCGGGACCAAGAGAUCAUUAUACAACAACGAAGGAGAAAAAGGAAAAGAGAAGAAAGUCAUUGGACAAGACUCGGGAUAUAUAAACAAUGACUAUAUGAUAUUCAACAAGGAAAUGGAGAAAGAAUUAAUGAGUGGUAAUGUCAUGGAACAGGAGAAGGUGACAGACGAUAAUCACACGGGCUUCGUUAAACGCCGGCUUAUUUGGACCCCUGAGCUUCAUCUCAAGUUUACUGCCGCUUUAAGGGCUCUUGAGAACAGAAAACCUCGUCCAAAACAAAUACUGAGGCUAAUGAAUGUGCCUAAUUUGACACAGCGCCAGGUUGCGAGCCAUCUACAGAAACACAAAUUAGCUGUAGCCAAGUACAAUGCCCAGAAAGCUGCCGCAGCUGGUUUGCCUUUAGAAAAAAGACUGCUACGAAAGCAUGGCAGCAGUAAAACAUCAGGGCAACGACAUGAGAAGAUGAUCAAGUCGUCAGGAAAUCGGCAAGGACGCAGAAGUAGUAGCAUUGCCAUCGGAUUUGGAGGACAAAGCAGAUCAGGCACUAUGCCUAAUUCAGGAAAAUCUUCAAACCAAGAACUGAGUGCUGUCCCGAUUUCGACUCCUCCAGCUGUAGGCUCAGUCUUUCAAGCCCAGCCUUCAACAGAGUUCGAAAAUCUAGCAAAGUUGCUUGAAGAAGAAGAGGAAGAAUUCUCAGGUUCAGCCAGUGGAGUAAAUCCAAGUGAUAUCGAUCGAUACUAUAGAUCGCUAUCAGAAGCUUUACUUGGAAACAACCAACUUCCACAAAAUUUCAGUAAGAAUAAAUGA
Messenger RNA from Mangifera indica (mango), 1416 nucleotides. Its product is annotated as two-component response regulator ARR10-like. Gene Ontology annotation, biological process: phosphorelay signal transduction system; cytokinin-activated signaling pathway. Gene Ontology annotation, molecular function: DNA binding. The transcript has 6 exons. NCBI's taxonomy places the organism in Eukaryota, Viridiplantae, Streptophyta, Magnoliopsida, Sapindales, Anacardiaceae. Bases 1 to 1416 code for a protein of 471 amino acids. The record is from RefSeq and is a predicted model, not a curated record.